UUAAUACAAAAUCCUAAGUUCUUGAAUUAUACCUUUUGAAAAAUAUACACAUUAUACCCUAAUCUGUUUUUCUUUUGGUAACCAAAACCCUAAUUCUCUAACACGAUAUAUAUCAUCCUUUACUUCGCCUUUUUGAUAACUUCCUAUAUCUCCUCCACCUUCAUUCUUCACGCUGUUCUCUUCAUUUUUCCCCCACCUCUAUUCCACAUAUGACAUAUCGAUUAUUCUUUUGAGUUUAAGUUUUCAUAGACCACCGGCUCCAUGUUUAGUGUUAAUAAAAGAACACAAGCCUUCUCUGUCUUUAUUUUCUUUUUGUCCAUUGCUAAAUCUAUCAGAUAUUUGACAAAGCAGAGAUCAUCAAAACAAGAAGAAAGAAGAUUGGAAGAUUUUCAACUUCUUUUGUCAAAAUUAAAAGAUUUUCAACUACCCCUUGACCUAAUUGUGGAGAUACUCAAAAAACUCCCGACAAAAUCUUUGAUGAGGUUCCGAUGUGUCUCAAAGCAAUGGUCAUCCAUUAUAAGCAACCGUAGAGACUUCGUUGACUCGAUCAUGUCUCGGUCUUUGAGACAGCCGCCUCAUAAGCUUCCGGUCUUCAUCUUCCACCGGUGUGCGCCUGAAACUUCCUUCACCGUGUCGUCUACAUUCUCUCUAAGCACAAAACCCAAAGUAUCAAUACAUCCAAGGCUUUAUCUGUUGUUCUUCACCAGUAUAUGAUGUGGUUACGGUAUACAACCCUACCACGAGGCAAUGCAUUCCUUUACCCAAGAUCGAAUCAAUGGCACCGUCACCAAAGAGACACAAAAACUGUUACUUUGGAUACGACCAUGUCAUGAAUGAAUACAAAGUGUUGGCCAUGGUUAUUGACUCACAAGAGUUAACGCAAACUUUUCACAUUUUCACAUUGGUUAAAGAUUGUCAACAAUGGAGGACAAUCCGAGGCAAUAUUGAUGAGGAACUCAUUCCAAACGGCCAAGCGGGGGUAUGCAUUGACGGAACUAUUUAUUACGUAGCAGUUGGAAGAAAAGAAAUGUUCAACUAUGGUGAAACUAUAAUGCUGAGUUUUGACGUGAGGUCGGAAAUAUUUUAUCAUGUCCGCACUCCUGAAGCAUUGUGGAGUCCCAAGUGGAAUGAUCGAGCUCUUUUCAACCACCAAGGGAAGCUAGGAUGCAUAAGUAAUAACGAAAACAAUACAAGUGUGUGGAUUAUGGAGAAUGCUGAGAAACAAGAAUGGUCCAACAUUACUUUUGACUUGCUUGAAUACCCUGGAGGUGAUUUCAGAACUUUCUCAGGUAUCACUCCUGCUGGUGAGAUAUUUAUUGUUCAAAGUAUGUGUUAUACUUGUAUUAUGCCAUUGUAUGUUCAUUAUUAUAACGUGAAGCAAAAAAGCUACAGAAGAGUUGAAAUAGAAGGUGCUAGGCUAAAGACAAGAAAACAACCUAGAGAUAUUAUUCGCGUAUUUGCCAUUCAUGAUUUUGUCGAGAAUACAAUGUGGUUGUAAUAUUAUUUUAAACCUUUUAAUAUGAAUAGUUCCUUUAAUAUUUUUUUUCAUAGUUAAACAGUAAGGUUAAUAUCAAUCGAUCCUUCAUUUGUUUUUCAUAGUUAAACUGGAAGGUUAGUUAAUAUAACUGCUCACAGAAAUUUUUUUAUUAUAAUUAUUUUAAAGGGCUUACAAGAAAAUAAAAAAAAUUAAUUACUAUAUGUAGUUAUAAGAUAUAUUGUGUCUCUUUUGAUAAUGUUAAUUUCAGUAUUUCCUAGUAAAUAUUGAUGAAAAUGGUGAGAUCUUGAAUUCUAUAUUUGUAUAGUUUAUGAAAUAAUGAUCCAAGAACUAUAAAGAAGUUUCAAUAUCACCAUCUCUAUAUUAAUCGUC
Messenger RNA from Arabidopsis lyrata subsp. lyrata, 1867 nucleotides. RefSeq names its product F-box protein At1g52495-like. The record is from RefSeq and is a predicted model, not a curated record. The coding region runs from base 776 to 1498 and encodes 240 amino acids. The transcript has 2 exons. Lineage: Eukaryota; Viridiplantae; Streptophyta; Magnoliopsida; Brassicales; Brassicaceae.